GAUUUAAUUUUAGAUGUAAAAUAAUCGAAAAAUUCAUGACUUGGUUAACUGUAUUGCAAUGAAUUCCUAAGCGUUUCUUUUUUCCCACUAAUUUUAAUCUAUAAGGAAGUUUCUUUGUUUUUGUUUUUUUCACAAUUGACAGUCGACCCAAAAAUCAAGUGUAGAGUUAAGCAGAAAUAGUCCCGUUGGCCUCUUUUGAACGACAUUGUUAAUCUGUCUUGCGCAGGUUGCUAUUGAAUUGUUUCCUUUUCGAAUUGCCUUCUUCUUUUUCGUAUCGCAUUUCCUUAUUUGCAUCUGUUUGAAUCAGCCCUUUGUCACAUUUUUUUUUAUGGUUUCUUAACAGUAAUUAAUUACUUAACAUGUAAUGACAAUCGUGAGAAGUGCAUUUAUUCCUGCUAGGAAUUGCACUCUUAUUAGAUGGAUGAGGUUCAUCAUUCCUGUUAUCCGUCAAGAGGAAAAAGCAAUCCAGCAGGAAAAUAAAGAAACGAGGUCAACGGGACAUUCUAAAUUGCAUUGUGGAUCGUAAUAUUCUACACGGCAGUAAAACUUUUGUUUACUAAAAUAUUGGUUCAACACGUUUUCAGUCCUUAAUGAAUUGAUUCAUCCAUCGGAAGUGCAAAUUGAGAUUUUCCUCUAUUUUAUUUUGGUAAAGUAACGGCUAUUUUUAUCGUGAUUUUACCCAACCUUAUUCAUUUUAUUAAUCCGAUCGGAUUUGUUGAUUAUUACUAACCGUUGAAUUGCUAGAGGCGCACACUUGCUAUCCGCGUACCGUUGGCAAUUAACAAGUGUUUACCAUCGCAAGUCGGAGGUAAAAACUGGACAUGGCCCACGUUGGUUCUACAACCCGGUAAAAAUAUCAAACACAUUGCUGGUGGAUCGGCCAGCCCCUUGGUUACGGUAGCUUCACGCUUGUCGUGAACGUGUUCGGGUACUUGACGACCUCCCGGACUACCAACUAUAUAAGAAACCACGCAUGCCCAGUCACCUUUAUCAGUUCCAUCUCGUAUCUUCCAGCCAGCACUGCCAUACGUUUACUGCAAGCAUCUGACGGAGACAAACGUAAACAACAUCGAAAUUUCAUCCGACACCUGCAUCAAUUCAUUCAAUUCUGGAAAGAAAGAAUUUUGAGCUACCAUGAUUUCUUCGCACAUGAUCGUCUUGAUGAUUGUAAUGGCCAUGGUGGCCGUGAACGCCGAGAGCUUCUUUUCACGACGCCGUAACGCCCAGCAACCGUUCCAGCGUUUCAAUACCAACUCGAAUUUCCGACAGCGACUCGGCACUCAAGGUGCCAACAACUACCCUUUGGCAAGCCCUCUGCAACAACCUCAAAGCACCGGUAGCAACCGUGACCUGGCUACGACAAACUACGCGGGAACUGCAGCUUACGAUGGCCACACAAGCAAUUAUGGAACUGGUUACGAAAACCGUGAUGGCACUAUCAAUCCGCUAACGGCCCUUGUGGCCCCUCUGGCUGCCUUGGCGCUGUUGGGUGCCGCUGGAGCCGUUGCUAGCAAUCCGGUGCUGAUGACCCUAGCCGUUUUGUCUAGUGGCCGUAAGCGUCGAGCUGUCGAUAUGGAAAAGAUCGGGCGAGAUGACCUCACUGCUGAAUUACAAUCCAAAUUGCAAGAAAUGGAGACGUUGGAAAAGUACAUUGUUCAGGUACCUGAACAGGAGAAGCAACAAAAGAAGCUUAUGGCAACCUAUCUUUCUUGUUCUGGGUUCACUGAAUCCAGCAAUUCGUGCUUGGAUCGAGUCGUUUGUGACUAUUCGAUUCGACCAGGCAAAAUGACCGUUCUUGAGCAGGACGUCAUUUCCAUUAUUUUGUACAACAUCAUGUCCAAUGGCUACGUUUCUCAAGAAUAUAAAGAACGUCUACGAACAGCAGCCCAGUACGGCCGUUCUCGAGGACAAUGUAGUGCCUUCAUAUGCGAUCAACUCCAUUAAAAAAAAAGAAAUCGAUAGCUUAUUAUUCCGUCAUUAUUUGAUAACAAAAAAAAAAGACAAUUUUCUGUAGCGAAUUUGUUAUGCACAAUUUAACCUAUUAGACUGCAGUGAUGUACAUGCGUGUCAUUGUAACACACUUUAGUUAUCUCACUUACUGAAAUUCAACAAUCGAAAUGUACAUAUACUUUCAACGCACAAACGUAACCAAUUUGUUGUUAAGAUUUAGAAACCUUCUUGCUAAUUCCAUUGUUACUGCAAAAGUUCCACACUUUGUUAUUAGACAACAUUAAUACACGUAUCCAGUUGCAUCCGAA
This is a messenger RNA of Daphnia carinata, 2258 nucleotides long. RefSeq lists its product as uncharacterized. The coding region runs from base 1135 to 1944 and encodes 269 amino acids. NCBI's taxonomy places the organism in Eukaryota, Metazoa, Arthropoda, Branchiopoda, Diplostraca, Daphniidae. The record is from RefSeq and is a predicted model, not a curated record. The transcript has 6 exons.